GAGCGAGUUCGAAUAGAAGCUCGAUAGAGCGUUAACAGACAGGUUCAUUUAGAAACUCAAUAAAAAAUUUGGCGAAUUAGCCGGUUGUAUUUAUCAAUGAUUAGAAUGAACAUUCGUUUUAAUUUCUUCCCGCGCAUUCUAAAGUCUGAACCGAACCAGUCCGGCCAGCACACAAGAAAUGAGUGGAGAAGAAGAAGCAUGGGAAGAAGCUCUUGACCUAGACGAUUCAGACAUCUCUCCUCUCCGCCCUUUCAAACGCCAAACCACCACCUCCAUCGUCACCGCCACCGCCACCUCUUCUCCACCAUUUCUCCAGCGCUGCAGCACCUCUCUCUCCCAACCCUCUCAAAAUCCCAAAAUCACCCAAACUCUUCCCAGCCAAUUUCAUCCCCCGCCACCUCUACCACCAACUCCUCCUUCUCGCAUAAUUUCUGGCCCUGCUGGAACCCUUCAAUCUGCAAUGCUCCGCCGUCGCCAAAAUCAACACGAACAAAAUGGCCUCCACGACUCUGUAAUAAUGUCCACUCAGGAAUACGUUAGGAGAGCUGUCGAAGUCGGAGUUGAAGAUGAUGAUGAUUUUACACGCGCUCCCUGGCUCUUCGCUGUCCAAUUUAUUCGGCUACAAGGGUUAGCAGAUGGUGACGGUGCAAUUGGGAUUCCUUUGACUGCAAUAAAGAACAUGACUAACUUUGAUAAUAAGCUGCCUCAGAUUGUGGCUAUUGUUAAAAGCUGCACUUUGAAUGGCUUUGGAGAUAUGAUGGUAGCUCUAAAGGAUCCAACUGGUACAAUUGAUGCUACAAUUCACCGCAGAGUACUCACUGAGACCGAGUUUGGGAAGGAUAUUUCUGUUGGAGCUGUGAUAGUUGUCCAAAAGGUGGCAGUUUUCUCUCCAGCCCGCUCUGUGCAUUAUCUCAACAUCACACAUAGCAAUCUAAUCAAGGUCAUCCCCAAGGAUACAGGAGUUUCACUAGAACAAAAUUCCUCUGCACAAAUGGCCAAACAUGCUGCUUCUGUUUCUGAACACAACCAAAAUUCAUGGAAUCCUCAGAAGCAAAUCUCUCCGUCACAGGGGAGAACUGAAGGGAUCAUGAGUAGCCUCAGACAAGAUGAUACACAUGAUGAACAUACGGAAAGACACAAGGAAACGAGGCGUAGCUGCGAAAGCAAAAGCGACGUAAACAAUGAAAACCAAAAUGUUAUUGCUGAGAAGGAAAUUUUAUUGGCCCAUGAAGAAGAUGUGGCUGAUGGAUUUAAAGAAGCCACCAAUGCAUAUGAAGCUGUGUCAUGUGAAGUGGUAAAACCUUCAAGUCAGGCAGGGAGAGGCAAUGUAGUGGAAAGUGUCCGAUACGGUAGUGGUGCAGCAGACUCUGUGAAUGCCUCAGACAAUCAAGAAAGUGGAGAAGUUGAUGGAACUAAAUGUAGACAGAAACUGAUUUCGAGUGUUGCACUCCCGCAGUGGACAGAUGAACAACUCGAUGAGCUUUUUAUAUUCGAUUAAGUAGCUUUUCUACUGAUUUGCUAUUUUCUUGGAUUUUAUUCAGGAAAAUGUGAAUCAGUUUUUUGAAGUGUAAAGUAUAGGUAAAUCAAUUUCUAAAGUGUAAAGAUUGACCUCUGUAAAUGUUUCUGUUUUUUCCCCUUUCUCCCCUACCUCUGUGGAGUUGUGAAUUCUUCUAUGGUAGCAAAUAUUCUCUAUUUUAGAUACGUAUAAAGUUGAAAAAGUGGUGAGUUGUAUACUUUCUUCAUAAA
Messenger RNA from Mercurialis annua (annual mercury), 1746 nucleotides. RefSeq lists its product as uncharacterized. The transcript has 7 exons. Gene Ontology annotation, biological process: recombinational repair. NCBI's taxonomy places the organism in Eukaryota, Viridiplantae, Streptophyta, Magnoliopsida, Malpighiales, Euphorbiaceae. The record is from RefSeq and is a predicted model, not a curated record. Bases 179 to 1498 code for a protein of 439 amino acids.